Messenger RNA from Patiria miniata (bat star), 1803 nucleotides. RefSeq names its product L-serine dehydratase/L-threonine deaminase-like. Gene Ontology annotation, molecular function: threonine deaminase activity; L-serine ammonia-lyase activity; pyridoxal phosphate binding. NCBI's taxonomy places the organism in Eukaryota, Metazoa, Echinodermata, Asteroidea, Valvatida, Asterinidae. Gene Ontology annotation, biological process: L-serine catabolic process; L-threonine catabolic process. Bases 133 to 1101 code for a protein of 322 amino acids. The record is from RefSeq and is a predicted model, not a curated record. The transcript has 8 exons.
CGCGGGAGCGAGUCUAUUCCGUCAGUAACUUUUAAAAGGCAACAGAGGGCGCUAUAACAUUUGUAGCGCCCUGAAUAAUUUCGUAUUUGAAUCAUUGAUGCACCCGUGUGAAGUUCACAUACGGAUGCUAUUAUGGACAAACCACUUCACAUUUGCUCACCGCUGCUUGAGAGUCUGCCCAUGGCCAAAGUAGCAGGCUGCAAAGUCUUCAUCAAAUGCGACAACACACAGCCCUCUGCUUCAUUCAAGAUAAGGGGCAUUGGACACAGGAUACAGAAGGCAAUAAAGACAGGAGGGAAACACAUAAUCUGCUCAUCAGGUGGUAAUGCGGGCGUUGCCGCAGCCUAUGCAGCCAGGCAGCUAGGCAUGCCUGCCACCAUCGUCAUCCCAGAGAGCACCCCGACAUUUGUGGCGGACGGACUGAGAGACGAAGGAGCGAACGUGAUUGUUCAUGGCAAGGUUUGGGAUAAUGCCAAUGAGUAUGCAUUGAAGUUGUCUGAAGAGAUAGACGGGUCCAUCAUAAUCCAUCCUUUUGAUCAUCCAGAUGUUUGGGAAGGGCACAGCUCUAUCAUCACAGAAUGUGCAACUGAGCUCCCUUCUAAGCCAGACGCUGUAGUCCUCUGCAUUGGGGGCGGAGGCUUAUUUUGUGGGGUGGUGCAAGGAAUGCAGAAGGCAGGUUGGCACGACGUUCCCAUCAUCGCCAUGGAAACGAAAGGAGCAGACAGCUACAAUGCCUCAGUGGUCGCUGGAGAACUAGUCACUCUACCGGACAUAACAAGUGAAGCUAAGUGCCUCGGUGCACUGACUGUUUGCCGAAGAAGUUUUGAAUACUACAAGGAGCAUCCGAUUCCGAUUCACUCCGUGGUGGUUGAUGACAGUGAUGCCAUGAAGGCAUGCCUACGAUUUUUAAAUGACCAUAGAAUGUUGGUUGAGCUCGCUUGUGGGGCGGCGCUGUCUUGCAUUUACAGCAACAUCAUCCAGGAUCUUAAAAACAGCGGCAAGUUGCGUUCGGACCUUCAGUCUGUACUAGUAAUUGUUUGCGGAGGGAAUGGCAUUUCGUUGGAGAAACUGCUCAAGUACAAAUCGUCCAUCGGUCUCUGAGACAAAACCAAAAUUUUCAGCAAUUUAUGGUAUAGUUGGAGAUGCGAAUGGCCUCUUCCAGCUUUUCAAUGAAACAGGGUGGUGUCAACCAAAUAGAUCACGAGUCAGGUGACCAAGUAGUUCGGUCAAACUUGGUCACAAGUAUUGUAGGCACGAGCACGAGGGGAAAAGACUCGGCAUUUGUCAAAGUUCUCUAUACUUUUUUUUUCUUGGGUCUUCUAUCAUUAAUCCCAUAGACGAAUGUGUGACGUCAUGUGGCGAAUGAGCAAUGUAUGCAACUUUGUUUCCAGUUAUUAUGAUUGUUUGCGGUCUGACGUGCAGUGAAUGGAAAAUAGCAACGAUUUUUAAAAAAUCUUUUUGUGAAGGUGCCCUCUAUUUUAAGAAAAAGGUGUUUUGACAGUUUACCUUGAUGAUCAGUUUUGGGAGAAAAAAAGUAGCUUUGAAGUCAAAGAGUUCAAAGUAUUGAAUAGCUGUCACUGUUCUUGUUGAAAGCCUAACGUUACCAAAUUCCACCGUUUUAUGUAUUCUGGAUACAGAAAGUAUUUUUUUAAAAAAAGUAUUAUGUUAUGCGCUUUGGGUUUUGUUGGAAAUUUACUUUCAGGUAUGAAGGCGGUAAAAAAAAGUUUCUUUUUAAGUGUAUAAAUAUUAUAACAAAAAAAUAAUAAAUGCAUGUAUAUUUAUUUGUGGUACAGCUGAUACAAA